UCUCUCCCCUUCGAGUCCGGCUACCAAGCUAAACGGUGCGACUGAACUAUCUUGUAUAAGUGUAUUGGUGAUGUGGCUAUGCCACCUCACAACCAGUAAUAUAUAUACAUUGUAUCUUGUUAAAUUAUCAUAUCAAAUAGUCUAAUUGUCAAAUAAAUUGUUUUGUUUUUUAAUAUCAAAUACAAAAUUUCGUGUCCUUAUUUUAAAAAUUGUUAUUUAAAAUUAAAUUAAAUGUAAAAAAGUAAAGUGAGGGAAACCAUACUUUACAAUUGGCUCUCAACUAGAGGCUCAGCCACGAGCGACUAAUUGGCUCAAUAUUUUUUAUCAAAACACUAGAAGCAUUAAAAGUAAGACCAAUGAUAUUAGGAUCAUUAGCAUAUCAUCUGGAUUUGAUAUUAUGUGCCUUACUAAAACUUGGCUACAAUGUGGAAAUUUGUCUGAAUUAAAACUACAUACUUUCUACGUACGUCAAUGUCAAUGAUAUUGAUAAUUCUAUAGUCAACAAUAAGAUUUCUUCAGAUAGUUCAUCGCACGACUCCAAUACAAUGGCUACUUUCCAUGCAAUUCAGAUUACCAGACAAAAUCUACCAGUGAUUCUUUUCGUUUGGCUGAGUUUGGCAGUGAGACUGGACUUUACAACAGGUAAUCGAUGGUCAAGGCAGGUAUCGAAAAGCGAAUGGAUACCUAUGACUCAUUCACGGUCACAGUUUUCUGAAACUCCAUCGAAUCAAGUACCACUAGUUUCGUUAGUUGAAUCAUUACGUUUAUCCCCUGAGUCAAAACAACAAUAUCUCCAGGAACAAGCGCAACUGCAUAGAAGCCGAAACGGUAUUCAAAAGCUUCUUGCCAUCCAGCAGCAGCAGCACAGAAAUCAACAAGAAGUCUAUCAGGGUCACACUUACUCACCAAAUGUUGUUUCGAGUUCUAACAAGAUGGCUUUGAACCAGAACACAGUUAAUACUUACCAUGGUAUACCAAAUGUUUCUCCUGAUGUUUCGAUUCCUCCUAGAAUAAUGAGUGAUGCAUUACCAGUCUAUUCACCCUAUGAACUUACCAAAACGGGACUUCCAUCAGAACCCGAAACAUAUGACAUAACAAAAUCAAAAAGUUCAACAAUCAGUGCAGGAAUUCAAGAGAUCAGUUAUUUUCCUGAAACCAUUCCGAGUGGGCUGAAUGGAGUUGGCAAAAAUCAAAAUACCCAAGAUGAGAUACAAGUCGUGUACGUGCCAGCAGAAACACUUGUGAAAAGAGACAAAUUGAAGAAGGAUAAAAAUCAGAACCAAAAACAAAUUGAUUUCUCCCAAUCAAAAUGGUUCGAGCAUCACUCUACAUAUCCACAAAGCCACUUACCAGAAAAUAUUGUACUUAGUUCUGCUGAUCAGUAUAUUCCCGUCACUCAUCGAUUGGUAGAGUUUCCUCGUGUUUAUGACGGACAUGAUUAUUUUUUAGAAAAUUCUCGUCAAAAAGAAUUAGAACAUUCGAAUAAGUUACACUCAGAAAUGCAGAAAAAAGCAGAAUUCCAAAUGUCAGCAAGACAUCAUGAACGAGAAAGAUUUCCUCUAAGAGAAUCUGAGCAUAGACAGAACGAACAAGCUAAAGAUGCGAUUGAACGAGAUAUUGAACAGUUGCAACAGCUACAUGGAAAAUAUCAUGAACUUAAAGAUGCUGGACAGACGAAAGAAAGCGUAGUCGGAAAUAGACAACUCAAUACUGACCAAGUAACUGCUCUUGAACGACAGAAAAAUGAAGAAAAACUGACAGUAAAGAAGGAGAACGAUCGUAUGAAAAAAAUUAAUAAUCAAGGUGGGUUUACUGCUGAUACAUCAGCAGAUGAGCUUUAUUCAAAUGAUCAAAAAAAGUAUUCUACGAGGACGGAAAAUCUUUCCAACAUACUGAAAUCCCCUAAUAAUAAAUCCCAAACUAAGCUCGAUCAUCAUUACAAUUAUCAGUACGAAUCGACCAAUAAAAAUUUUCGACCAAACCAAGAUGCCCAAACCAAUCAACCAACUCCAAAUCAACCACCACUAGCUAUAUUCUUAAGAAAAGAUGACCAAACCGAUAUCAUACAAAAAGAGACUAUAGACGAUGUUCUUAAAGCCCUCAAGAAUGCCAUAACAAUUGCAGUUCUUGAUCAAGUUUCUAUUGAUGCUCCAAAAGUCUUUGUUGGACCAUCAAACUUAGAACUAUUACAAAGAUAUGCUAAAUUUGAGCUCCCUUAUUUGUCAUCUUUAGAUACAAGUCUUGUUGAAAAAAGAAUCAAUAAACUACCGUUCUUCGUAGCUCCUCUUAGUUUUAUUCCUCCUGAAGGACACUCAAAAAUUCCAUUUCCAGCACCUCAUAUUGGCUCUGUUAUAAUUAACUAUAGUGAUUUUAUUCCGUCAUCAAUGGAUAAUUUUGAAUAUUCGCUUGACUUCAAUUCAAGACCAGCUGCUGAAUUUAACUCAUUCAUAAGUAGCUCUGGACAACAAUUAUCAAUCACGCCAAACUACUGGAUUACAACCACUCCAACUUAUACUGAAUUUAUGCAAGAGUAUAUUACUCCACAAUACCAGCAGAGUACAAGCUCAUCAUCAGUUCCAAAUAGCUUUUCUAAACUCAGACAACAACCAUAUGAACAUCAGCCUAUGAACAACUUUUCGAACAAAGAGUCUCUUGUUAUGUCUCCUUUUCAGGAUAACACAACAAGUUCAGUCCAAUCACGGAUAGAAUAUUCCAAAUCAAAGCUACCUGUCUCGGAAAUAUUGAGUCCUUAUCAACAUCAAAAUAUCGAUUCGUAUAAUAAUUAUGAACGAGAUUCAGAAGUUACAACUUCGGCUUAUCGUAACCAUUUAGAAACAGAGUUUUUACAGAAUAACCAACAUGUUUAUAGCGAUAAUAACUCAUCUAACUUUCACGACAAGUACCCUAACACUAGCUCCAGCAAGCAUACCCAUUACUUAUUCGCUGAUUUAAUUAGGCCAGUAUAUAUCUCAAAUACGAAUGGUACUGAGGAAAAACAAAACAUUAAUCCGAUGGGCAGUAUGACUACAACUUCAAAUCCCAUUAUAACGACUACACUACAACCUCCAGUAACUACUCCUCAAAUCCGGAGCCGAAAAAGAAAUAAGAGUACUGUUCAACCUAUUAUUACUCCUAUCAUCAAUACAACAACUCGUUCAAGGAUUGCUAAAGAUCAGACUGAUUCAUCACGUGAGCCUUUCAAUUACUCUCGCUCGAGAUCAACGAGCAUCACCGAAGAAUAUAGUAAAGACUCAAGUGAACCAAAACUAUCUGAAGGGUUGGAAACUGCUAAGCAAUCAUCUAUUACGAAUCAAUUCCGUCGCCCAGAUACAACAAAAAGACAUAAACUCAAACCCCUUAAUAACACUGCUUACGUGGCCACGAAUAAAGAACUUGAUCAUCCUGCUGAUAAUAAAAAACAUUCAACCGAUUCUCAAGACCCAGUACCUUCUGUUGGAAAAAAUCAAAAUUAUCUAAGGAUAUCAAACAUAUCGUCAGAUUCACGUAUUCAGCAGUCGAAUUUCCACAUGGCUAAGACACAUAGUAGAGAUCCGUAUCAAAAAGAAAUUAUCCACCCAGUGUCUUAUGGAGCUGUUGAUCAAACUUCAUCAACUUUGCAAUUAAAAAUAAAUCAUAAUCCUCAAAUCAAUUAUAGACAUAAUGAAACUCUGGAAAAUUCUUCACUCUUUAUGGCAGAGCCCACGAAGACAAGUUCUGAAGGAAUAAUAUCAACUAGCGAAAUAGCAACAACAAUAAAAACAAUGACCCCAGCAACUAUUUCAACUCGACACCGUGUUCAUACUCGUUUAAGCUCUCAAACACGAAAACAAUCUCCGAUUCAAGAACAGUCUAAUAAAUUGCAGAGAAAGUACGUAAUAUUUAAUGGAAUAAAUCAAGAAACGAGUGAUAUUUUACCAUCUUCAAACGGCUAUCAGCUAGAUUCUGGCCAAUCCAGAAAUGGGACUUAUCCUCAUCAACAGAAAGAAGUGCAGAGUGGAGGUGACAACUAUGUAAGAAUUAAAUCGUCAAGUCGAUCUAAAAAUCAAAAAUUAGUAGUGCAAACGCCUAGAUCAAGAGUAGAACUUAUGAUAGAACCUCAAACUCCUGCACCAUUUACAACGAAAGAAGAGUUUCAGGAAGCUAACUUUGGAGAUGAUUCUGCUUAUCUACCUAUUUCCAAUCAUUCAGAAAGUCAGGCGGGUAGUAAACUAAAAACACUUGCUUCACAAAUUCAAUUAAAAAAUAUCACACGAACAAAUAUUACUGCUGAAGAUUCUAGUUCUAUUCGAGCUCCCACCUUAAAUUAUCGUCGAAAGUAUCCUGUACGUAACCAGUCUCUUCAUAUGAUUAAAUCAUCAGCUGAUUCAAUGACAACCACGCUACCUAGUAUUGAUUACACUAUUCAAUUUCGAGUUGAAAAUAAUGAAUCAAAAAAUAAAACUCGCAUUAAGUCACGUCGUCUCAGUGCUCGAAGACGCUCAACUUCAACCGUAAGUCCAAAUUUAACAACAAUAGAUGAUACGAAUAACAGAAAAAUAAGCUUGCUAAGAGAUGAAAAUUACCCCGAAAGUCUUUUGGCUCGUACCAAAAGUUCUAUUGAUCGCCAGUCUGUCGACAGCCAUCAGGAAAACCACAAAACCAUGCAUGAAUCAAAGAACUAUACUGCUGAAAAUAUAGAAGUAGCUCGAAGGCAAAAAGUAAGGAUUCCUGUCGAGCCUCUUACAUCUAAUGAGUUUAUAACCACUGAAUCUAAAUAUAUGAAUUUAGAAAAAGAGAUGUCAGCAGUUACAACUGAUCACGAUCAUAUAGAACAUAAUUUACGAACAACGACUUACCUACCAGAAAUCUUCAAGGCCAAUACAUUAAGAACGAUAGAUUCAAUGACAAUCAUGAAUACAGCAUUUAAUGAUAGAAUAACUAAUCACUAUUCUGAAAUCCUAGAGGACGGUGGAAAAACUGAAGAGAACACUAAAAAAAAAAGACAAGAAGGUACCGCAAUUACGGAAGACAAUGGUGACAUCCUACUUACAACAGAAAGUUCUUCUAUCAAAAUAUAUACAACGAUGGAUAAUAGUCGAACGAUUUCUCCAACAACGACAACCCAAGAAACCACAAAAAAAUCAUGGAACACGGUCAAAAGUUACGAAAAACAGUUUGUUACGAGAAAUCCUUUACAAUAUUCGGAAAAGCAGCUGGGCGUAACCGACGACUUAGAAACUGAUAGAAAUGAUACGAUCAGUAUGGACAUUGACGGGGAUCAUUUAGAUAAACCUAAGGAAAGGUAUGCAAAAAAUCACAAAAGUGAGUGGAGUGAGAUUCACUUCCCUAGUCACAGAAAGGUUUAUGGAUACGGUGGAUCAAAAUUAUUGAUCGAAACAACACAACCUCCCAACACAGUAAGUGAGUCUAUCGAUGAUAAUGGUAUUGAAACUUUAUCGGGCUAUGUGCAAGCAAUGUUCAACGCAAUGAAAAAGACUGAUGAAGAAAAGCAUAACCUUGAUAAUAUACCUCGCUUUCCAAAACAGAAAAAAAGUAUAAAAGAAAACUCCAUUAUAAGCUUUAAGGAAAAUUCGGUCGACAAAAAUAUAAGUAUAAGUACAGAUAUUCGGAAUAAUAAUCAAAACUUUCAAAAUAACUCAGAAGAUUCACUUAUUUUUAUUGAACCUAAUCUAAAUAAAAAUUUAAUGAUGUUAACAUCCUCCACAAAUGGAGAAAGCCUUUCAACCAUGACAACUAUUCCAAACAUGUCAACGAUACCGUUUUUAAAUCCAGUCUCAAGUACUUCAGGGGAAAAUGUUACUCAGUCGAAAUUGAAUGAAAUCCUGACAACGUCAACGCCAACUAAAGUCUCACAUAUGACUGAAAUGUGCUAUAAGGGUCGUUGCAUUAUUACAAAACCACGAAAUCAUGCUUGAAUGUAUUUAUUAUCAUGAGAAAAUGCUAUUUAUAUACUUUAGAAUUUAAUAAAAGAAGAGCCGUCACCAAAUAUAUGAUUCAGUUAUUCUCAACUUACUAUCCUUUCAAAGAAUACAUCAUACAUCUUAUACGUCAAGCAAUUUCUGUGAAUGAACGAUUCAUCAGUUUCCAUAGAUUUAUCAAACACUGAGAGAAAUUUUAACUAAAAAUUAAAACCCAUGUUGAAUAGAAAUUACUAUACUGCUUUGUAAUUUUUUUUUUAUUUCUGGGACUGGCCGCGAGAGAUGAUAUUCUACAAUAAAAUUAUGUAAAAUGUCACACAAUGUCAAAAAAUUGGUAUGUUACUUCAAGUCUCUGUACAUCGUUAUCUAUUGCAGAUAGACAUGGGGUUAAGUGGAGUUAAUUAUUGAGAAUUCAAUUCUAAACAAUUUAUAAAGAAUUACUUUUUUCGAUCAAUCUUCUAGAUAAUGACUUAUGAGUUAAUUAAAAUAAAGUACAUACAUGUUUUGUGGAAACGAUAAA
Molecule: messenger RNA, 6438 nt
Organism: Aphidius gifuensis
Lineage: Eukaryota; Metazoa; Arthropoda; Insecta; Hymenoptera; Braconidae
Exons: 10
Coding region: 546-5915 (1789 amino acids)
Source: RefSeq, a predicted model, not a curated record